AUGGAGCCCGAGGUCGAAAAGAAGCGUGGAUCUCCCUCCCUACGAAGUGUUACUCAAGAAGAAGUCGCAAGUCAUGAUGAUAUCCCCAGUACGACGUGCAAAUCGAGAUACCACCGGUGGGCUAGGAACGUCAAGGGCCUUGAGACUCGCGGUAUUGAGCCCGUUCCGCUUGAAGAGCGUCUGAAAAACACCACCUCAACUUCAUUCCAUAUGAUGAUCACCUGGUUUAGCAUGGGAAUGGCAAUCAACACUAUCGUCGUUGGGUCAUUAGGAACGCUAGGGAUGAAGUUGAGUUUUCUUGACGCGGCACUCUGUGCAGUGUUUGGAAACAUUUUGGGAGCUAUAGCUAUUGGAUAUAUGUGUCUUUGGGGGCCCAAGAGUGGCCAUCGCACGCUUAUCGUGAGCCGAUACUUCAUGGGAUAUCACCCAAACAAGAUAUGUUGCUUCCUUAACGUGCUGACAAACUUGGGUUACUGCAUGAUGAACGCAACCAUUGGAGGUCAGCUUCUUUCUCAGCUUUCGGGAGGUGCUGUCUCCGUGGUUGUUGGGAUUAUCAUCGUAGCCGUCGCAAGUCUAGUUGUAGCCACGUUUGGCAUACACAUCUUCCAAUUUUACGAAAGAUAUGCCUGGUUCCCGCAACUGGUGGUCUUUUGCAUCCUGGUUGGAUCUGCAGGUCCAGAAAUGAAUUUCGGCGGUACGUCCUUUGGCUCGCCCGAACAGAUCAAUGCCAAACGGCUAGCAUUUUUCUCCCUCUGCUUUUCGACAGGUCUGUCGUGGGUACCAGGGGCUGCCGACUAUCAUGUCUAUUAUUCGCCAGAAACCGGGUCCUGGAAGAUAUGGUCCAUGACGGUUAUUGGGGUCGGUAUAGGCAUGAUUAUCCCUCUGCUCCUGGGGGUGGGACUUGGGACCGGUGUCUCUCACACUCCUAGAUGGGCUACUAUUUACGAUGGUUCUCCUGGAAGCUUGUUGAUAGCCGGAUACGACCGGUUGGGAGGGUUCGGAAAGUUCUGUGCUUUCAUAAAUGUUUUAUCAAUUGUGUCCAACAAUGCACCGGGCUCUUACUCGAUGGCAAUGAACUUUCAAAUGCUUGGAGAUAUAUGGCGCAACGUUUCCCGUCCCGUGUUCACGGUUGCCAGUACUAUCAUAUACGCCGCCUGCGCUAUCGGUGGGAGAAACUCUCUGUAUGAGAUUUUCAAGAACUUCCUCCCACUCAUUGGGUACUGGAUCGUUAUUUGGCUCACAAUCGUGGUGGAGCAGGAUGUCCUAUUCAACAGAGGCAGAGUAUACGACUGGACUGCAUGGAACAAUCCACGCAAGCUGCCUAUGGGGUUUGCUGCCACUGCAGCUUUUCUGAUCGGAUGGGUGGGAGCCAUUGUUGGCAUGGAUCAAGUCUAUUACACGGGUCCAAUCGCAAGUACCGUUUCUGGAGGCUGUGAUCUGGGUAUCUGGCUUGGGCUAGGAUUCGCAGCCUUUGCCUUUCCUCCUCUAAGAUUGCUCGAGUUGCGCAUUAUCGGCGUUUAG
Messenger RNA from Aspergillus ochraceoroseus IBT 24754, 1521 nucleotides. RefSeq names its product purine-cytosine permease family protein. Gene Ontology annotation, cellular component: fungal-type vacuole membrane; plasma membrane. Gene Ontology annotation, biological process: transmembrane transport. The coding region runs from base 1 to 1521 and encodes 506 amino acids. Gene Ontology annotation, molecular function: transmembrane transporter activity. The record is from RefSeq and is a predicted model, not a curated record. The transcript is spliced from 4 exons. Lineage: Eukaryota; Fungi; Ascomycota; Eurotiomycetes; Eurotiales; Aspergillaceae.